AUGGCUGUAUGUGGACUGAGGACGAUAUUGUUGAUUGUCUGCAUUUUAGAACUGAUUAUAACUAUACAAAGACAAGUAUUUGAUUUCCUGGGUUACAUGUGGCUUCCCAUCAUUGCUAAUUUUACUAAUAUUAUUUUGAUAAUAUUUGGAUCGUUUGGAGCAGUUCAGUACAUAUCAAAGUAUCUAUUAGCGUAUGCAAUAUGGAGUUUUGUCUGGUUGGUGUGGAAUGCAUUUCUGAUUUGUUAUUACUUAAACCUGGGGUCUUUAAACAGGGAUAGUGGUUUGUUAUCAUUGGGAACAGACAGUGUAAGUUGGUGGGAAGGCAAUGGUUGGGGCUGUCAACCUGUUUGGGAUGAGGUAGAUGGACCUGGCACCUGGAGGCCCUCAAGAGUUGAAGGUUGCUUCAUGCAAUGGCAGCAUGUUGAAUUGGGACAGUCCACAUUAGCUGCCACUCUGGCGGCUACAGCCUUACCUCUGUCGAUAGUAUUAGCCUUUAGGUCAUUUAAAAAGCAAAAACCAUCUAAAGAUAAAGGCACUUUAUCACGACGCCCUGUUUACACAAUAGAACUGAGCCAAACCGAAACAAAUAUAAACGAAACAUCGAUGAAACCAAUGACACCUCGACGUGUUAAAAGACGUUCUGGUUCACGAGGUAACAACUCCUCUGUUCGCCGAUCGAGACGAUCUUAUAGAAACGCUGGUUAUCUAUCAUCAAACGCUUCUUUACCUCGAGAGUCCCGAGUACCUCGUCCGACAUCGGCGCACUCGUCGUACUCUAAUUUCCACGCCGCACGACCAGCAUCGUAUCAUCCGCCAGAAAGAGAAAACAUUUCGAGCGUACAAGACACGUACGAUCCACCGCCACCCGCCGAAUCCGUUCCUAUAGUAACUUAUAAUAGGUAUAAUACAUUAGGGCGAAAUAGUAUUAAAUCAUCAGGUUACGAUGUAGUCGGACCUUACAACGAACCGAACCCACCCAGAAAAUACGAACAGAACAUUCCUUCAUACGACAACUUCGAGCGCGGUUAUGAGACUACGCCGAAUUACGAUAGCAGGGUGGACAAUGUAACUCCGUGUGAAUCUCCUUCGUACGUGUACGGCGGAGCGUACGCAGACAGCGCGUGGCAGGCGCCGCCGCCGCCCGCGCCGCCCUACAGCGCGCGCGCCACGCCGCAAGCGCCCGGCCCGCCCGCCUAUCAGCCCGCCAACGACCACUACCACGUCUCACCUUAG
This is a messenger RNA of Arctia plantaginis, 1233 nucleotides long. The record is from the annotation of a GenBank genome assembly. NCBI's taxonomy places the organism in Eukaryota, Metazoa, Arthropoda, Insecta, Lepidoptera, Erebidae.